Molecule: messenger RNA, 1707 nt
Organism: Symbiodinium pilosum
Lineage: Eukaryota; Dinophyceae; Suessiales; Symbiodiniaceae
Source: the annotation of a GenBank genome assembly
AUGCCAGCUUCUUUCCACCCAGCAGAAGAGGACGCUGUGACCCUGCUUGCGGGGCAGCACAUGACCCGCUUUGACGGAGCCAACUCCAAGCGAGGUGUUGAGGAGGUCCACUGCAGCGUCUUGGAGCGACGCGCCAAGGCGGAAGCCAACUCGGACGAAGCAACGAAAGUGUUCGAGGAUCAGAUGCCAUUGGCUGACGAUGAUGAAGCCAAGGAGCUUGUCACGGUUGACUUCUUGCAGAAAUACAUCAGGUUUGCCAAGCGGCUGACGCCGAUCCUGUCAGAAGAGGCCCGAGAGUAUGUGUCGGAAAAGUACGUGGAGAUGAGGAUGCGUUUCCAGAGCGGCUUCGCUGAUUUGCAAGCUGAGAACUCCGAACGCAAGCCCAGGCUGGCUGUGACGACGCGAACCUUAGAGGCCUUGAUUCGACUGGCAUCAGCCCAUGCAAAGCUGAAGCUACGCAAGGAGUUCAUUCUUGUGGAGGACGUGGAGGUGGCCUACAGGUUGAUGCUGGCCGCAAGGGAAGAGGAAGUUCCGGAUGUGCCCGCACAAGCUGCGCCGGCCCAGGAUGACCAAGAUGGCUUCAAUCUCGCUGAAGCCGAAACCAUCAAGUUAAAGCAGUCCAAGGAGUGGGUCAAAGCACAGCUGGAACUUGAGCGCCAGAUGGCGGACGCCAAGGACACGAGGAGGGCAGCACAGAUAUCUGAGGCUCCAGAGCAGGGCGAGCACGAGCCCCACCGAGCAUCCCACCGAGCAUCGGUUUCGUCCGACCUUCGGCUGUCUGCCUUCUCCAUAGAUCCUGCCGCAUUCGCGCAAGCAGAGGAGGAGCUCGCCGAAGACGAAGACCCUGUGCAGUUGGAGAAGCCAGCCCUAGAGACUUUAGAUCUGGAGUUGGUCCAGGUGGUCGAUGAGUCAGGCAAACGCUUGUCCAAAUUUGCGCUCUCGGCGAAGGAUAGGCCUCGAUUCGCUUCCGACCACAACGAGGGUCAACAGGCAGAGCCCGGUGGGGACAUGUACUACUUCUCUCAUGUCCUGGGCAACCACAAGGCCGUCCUUGACAUCCGCGAUGCGGAGACGGCCUUGCUACUACAGAAGAAGCGUUUCUUCAUCCUGAAGCAAAAGGACAUUGCUUUUCAGUUGGCAUCCAGAGGCAACAAGGAUGUGGGCGGCAAAGGCGAGUUCACUCCUGAGUUCCUGGAGCUUGUGAAGCACAACUUCGAGGCGGUGCGCUACAGCGGCCGAGUGCCAAUCCAAGAUUUGGACCUCUACUUCUGCACGCUGGUCUAUGGUAGCAAGUCUGCCUUCACGUCCAUCCACGCCCUCUGGGACAAGUUCGAGGUUGGGGAGAAGGGCUACAUGGCCAAAGACGAGUGGUUCAAUCUGUGUACCCGCGUGAAGACGAAGUUGCCUCAGAAGGUUCAGGGGGAAAUCUGGGACCUCCUAGCCUGGAGGAGCCCGUUGCAGAUGUUGAAGAAAGACUUCGUGGCAGGCUGGCACAUUCACGACCUCGAAGUCAAAGACGACCUGCACCUGAAGAGCCUGAUGCACGUCUUGAAGUUUGACUACUACAGAAUGAGUGUCUCCGGGCUUCAGGAACGCAUGAGGAUUCGCCUCGCAGAGGAUGCCGACGUCCUGGACCUUCCUCAGGCCCGUGGGAACGACUUCCUUUCGAUCCCCUUUGGUGAGGGCGAGCGAAGAUUUGUGCAUUGA